AUGAAGUCCCUGCCGGUAUAUUAUCGCAACCAGAAAAUAGCAUGGAUGGGUGGUAAGCUGCUGAAAGAAUGGUUUCAUGGCCAGUUUGUUCCCUCUGAUCGAGAGUUUUCUAAGGAAAAUAAUUGGUCUCCCUAUGCAAUCCUUUUGACUGAUAACGCGCGAUUUCACCCCAGCACUGAGGAAUUCUGUGAUGUAGAAAUUGUGGUGAAGUUUAUGCCGCUGAAUGUUACACCACUUCUACAGCCGAUUGACCAGGGUGUACUGCAAACAUUAAAACUGACUUAUAGAAAACAGUUUUUACGAACACUGAUCCAUGAUGAUAGCAUUCCUUUAGUGGACGAAGUAAAAAAGGCCAAUGUAAAGGAUGUCGUUUAUUGGGCCGUUGAGGCAUGGCUGAAUAUUUCAGAAAUUACUCUGAGAAAAUCGUGGAGAAAACUGUUAACAUUUCUUGAAUUUCAGGACAACCUAGUUGAAAAUGAAGAGGAAAAUCUACUACAAAUGAUACAAGCAAUCCCUGGAUGUGAAGAAGCUAGUGAAGAAGACAUAGAUGAGUGGGUGGCAGUGGAUGUGUGGAGAACCUUACUGACGCUGAUUUAG
This is a messenger RNA of Schistocerca gregaria, 597 nucleotides long. Its product is annotated as jerky protein homolog-like. The transcript has a single exon. The coding region runs from base 1 to 597 and encodes 198 amino acids. Lineage: Eukaryota; Metazoa; Arthropoda; Insecta; Orthoptera; Acrididae. Gene Ontology annotation, molecular function: nucleic acid binding. The record is from RefSeq and is a predicted model, not a curated record.